UAUUUGUAAAAAAUACAGAGCGUAAGCUUUUAAAACUGCCAGUAAAUAUUAUUGUUCAGUUCGAGCUUGAGCUGGGUUGCUGCUAGUUAGUAGACGGCGGCAGUGCUAUAGGGUGAUUCGGACGUGUCGGUAAUUAGUCUCGGAAUACUUGAUUAGUAUCAGCCAAAGUGUCGUAAAAUUAGCGAUUAUUAUUAAGUUGACGCAUUGACACAUCCACUUACGGAUUUGAUUUUUCCAAGAGCGCAUUUUUAUUUUUUAUAUGCAAUAAUAUAAUUAAUAAAUUGUAUGUGAUUUCUCGGUAGCAAUGAUGCUAAGGGCAAUCGAAUUAUUGUUUUGUCUCUUCGUCGCUGUCUACAUACUGGCCGUAAACACUGUGUUUGUGAGUUAUGGCGUUUGCAACACACCUGUCGGAGUUUCAGGUCAUUGCGUACCGUUGUCCGACUGCCCAAGUUUACUUUAUUUAGUCGAUUUUGUUCUUAAAGACAAUAAUAUACUAAAUCAUUUGCGUAAUAGUUUCUGUGGCUCUGACGUCAAUGCCACAUCAGGAGCGGAUAAGACACGUGUCUGCUGUCCAGAUAAUCCAAAUGCGGAAAAUAACGAUAGGGAAUCGGGUAAAAUGUUACCACCACCAGGCACUUGCGGAAUCACUUUCAGUAUGCGAAUUUUUGGCGGCGUAGAAUCCCAGGUGGAUGAAUAUCCGUGGUCGGCACUGAUAAAGUACCAGAGACCAUACAAUGCCACAGCACUAAACUGUGCCGGCGUGCUCAUCAACCAACGCUACGUGCUCAGCGCCGCGCACUGUCUUAGGAAUCCUAGUAUACCGAUCACAUGGAAGCUCGACAGUGUACGUCUCGGUGAGUGGGAUACCAGAACAGAUCCUGAUUGCUAUGAAACUGCCGACGGCAAUAAAAACUGUUGGCCUCCAUAUGUGGAGGUGAAGAUCGAACGUAUCAUCGUCCAUGAUAAGUAUAUACCACAUUCACAAUCGGAAUUCUAUGACAUUGCACUAAUACGCAUGGCGGACAAUGUUAACUAUUCAGAGACCAUACGACCCAUUUGUCUGCCACUUUCCAACGUAUUACGACAAAUGACAUUUGAAAAUGAAUAUGCCGAUGUGGCUGGUUGGGGCCGCACGGAGGUGAGCUCCUAUAGUGCUGUGAAAAGGACCAUCUCACUGCUAAUUUGGGAUACGGACGUGUGUGCGCAAAAGUUCCAAACCAUACAAACUCCAGUGAAUAAGACACUGCAGUUGUGUGCAGGUGGACAGCCGAUGCAGGACACAUGUCAGGGCGAUUCCGGGGCGCCGCUGACGAUGCGUGGGCGUCUGAUAAAUUCACCACACUUUGUAGUAGGUAUUGUAUCGUUCGGUAUUCAGCCUUGUGGUAUGGCUUCUUGGCCAGGCAUUUACACGCGCGUCACCUACUAUGUAGACUGGAUUUUGAACAAUCUGGAGGAUUAACACUUGUUGGUGCUAUCUGUGAAGACAGCUCGGAGCAUGUGUAUGUGUGUAUAUGGAUGUAUGCAUGUGAUGUUUAUGUGUGCUUGUGUUGUGUACGAGUAUGAACAAUAUAUUAUUGUUUGACGAAAAUAUUGUAUUUAUUUUGCAUUAUACGUCUGUAGCUAAAUAAAAAUAAAUUAAACUAUUUGUGUAAACUUUGUAGUAUGGA
Bactrocera oleae (olive fruit fly) is the source of this 1667-nucleotide messenger RNA. The record is from RefSeq and is a predicted model, not a curated record. Lineage: Eukaryota; Metazoa; Arthropoda; Insecta; Diptera; Tephritidae.